Messenger RNA from Brassica oleracea var. oleracea, 1839 nucleotides. Its product is annotated as NAC domain-containing protein 82-like. The record is from RefSeq and is a predicted model, not a curated record. NCBI's taxonomy places the organism in Eukaryota, Viridiplantae, Streptophyta, Magnoliopsida, Brassicales, Brassicaceae. Gene Ontology annotation, molecular function: DNA binding. The transcript has 4 exons. The coding region runs from base 399 to 1451 and encodes 350 amino acids. Gene Ontology annotation, biological process: regulation of DNA-templated transcription.
CACUUAUGGCUUUCCUUUCACGCCACUCUCUUUGACUCUCUCACUCGCUUCCCCCUUGCGCCGAUCGUCUUCUCCACCGUCAAAGCAUUCCCCUCUCUCCGGGCGUUUCAGUUGUGCACACCAGAUGUCUGUUGAUCUGUGCAAGAAGAACCCAUCUUUUCUCUGGUGCGACUGUGGUUAUAUGAGCAGGGGGAGGUUGUGGUGCUUUCAGAUCAUCUUGUUCAGGCACUGGACUUAGCCCCUUCUUCUCUCUCUCUCACCUCUCUUUUCUUCUAAAGCUUCUCUGCAAUUUUCUUUUUUGAUUUGAUUACAAAGUAUUCUCGUUUACUACUAAACUUGAAGAAACAGUUCCCAAGUAGUGAAAGUUUUCCCCUUUUGGAUUUUGGAUCUCUCUCCCAAUGGGGAAAACUCAGCUGUCUCCUGGGUUCCGGUUUCACCCCACUGAUGUCGAGCUCGUGAGGUAUUACUUGAAGAGGAAAGUGUUGGGGAAAAAGCUCCUCGUUGAUGCUAUUGCUGAGGUCGACAUCUACAAGUUCGAACCUUCUGAUUUACCUGAUAAGUCCUUUAUAAAGAGUGGGGAUCUGAAGUGGCACUUCUUCUGCCCUAGGGAGAAGAAAUAUUCGACUGGUGUUAGGGCGAACCGUGCGACUGCCUGUGGUUACUGGAAGACCACAGGGAAGGAGAGAGAGGUUUUGUGUAAUGGUGAAGUUGCGGGGAAGAUUAAGACUCUGGUUUAUCAUUUUGGCAAGUCGCCUCGUGGGAAGCGGACUGAUUGGGUUAUGCAUGAGUACAGGCUUGAAGACAAGGUGCUCACACAGAAGAAUGUUCCUCAGGAUACUUAUGUGCUGUGUGUUCUGUUCAAGAAAGAUGGACCGGGACCUAGAAAUGGAGCUCAGUACGGAGCUCCGUUUAAGGAUGAGGACUGGAGCGAUGAGGAUGUUCCUGCUACCAACGGUCCGACAAUCCUUCACGGAGAAACCAGUCUUGUUGCGGCAUCGUCCUCGCGUGAUCCUACUAAGGAUUGUUUUGGUGGGAUGGUAUCUGAAUCGUGCGUCUCUGAGUUCGUACCAGCUACUAGCGAUCUUCCGCAGCUGAAUGGUGCGGCUAACACUCCUAUGUCUGCUGCACCACUUCUUGAUUCCAACAGCACCGCCUCUCUGGCACCACCGACCCUUGAAGCUCCCACCAACAACUAUGAUGACUUAUAUUCAAUGCUGGAUCUAUUUGUUGACGACGAUGAGUUCUUGCGUUUCUCUGAGCCCAGCAACAAUGAGAUAGGACAUGAUCCCAAUGUCUAUGCUCCAAUCUGCUUAGGAGAAGGAGAAGACAUAUUCAGCGAACUACCAGACUUCAGCAAUAUGCAGCACAACAGCAUGCAAAGGGCACCCUCUUGCGACCUAAUUGAAAACUCGGAGCUGUACUUGGAGCUACAGGAUCUCACAGCUCCAUGAGGACCACCUCAAAUUGGGAAUGCCAGUGACUCUUAUCUGAGCAAUCAAGACCAGUUUGAUUUCUCCACUGCUGGUAAUGACGAGGAUCCUUAUAGCUUUUCUGCGUCCAUGGGACAAGGACCAGACAUGUGAAAAAGAGGUUUGAAACCAAGAAUCCUCUUCUGCCAAUUCGGCUCUCACCUUGUCUGAAAUGCUCAUUUGAGAGGAGACCAUUGAACCAUGAGAAUGAGCACCCUUGUAUAUAUUUUUCUAAAACUCUUCUUUUAGUUCUUACUUUCAUCAUCUCUUUUGUCUCGCAAAACCUCCAUUAUCAGCAGUCUCUAGUACUUCUUUGGAUUCUCAUGUUUCUAAAAUGAUGACUUGGAUUUUGCAGUGGUUGGUUUACCCA